This is a messenger RNA of Microsporum canis CBS 113480, 3798 nucleotides long. Its product is annotated as transcription initiation factor TFIId 127kD subunit. The record is from RefSeq and is a predicted model, not a curated record. Gene Ontology annotation, cellular component: transcription factor TFIID complex. Gene Ontology annotation, biological process: transcription initiation at RNA polymerase II promoter. Gene Ontology annotation, molecular function: chromatin binding; RNA polymerase II general transcription initiation factor activity; transcription cis-regulatory region binding. Lineage: Eukaryota; Fungi; Ascomycota; Eurotiomycetes; Onygenales; Arthrodermataceae. The transcript has 4 exons. Bases 1 to 3798 code for a protein of 1265 amino acids.
AUGCCUGGCUUGGUGGAAACACAAGGUGUUCCGCCUUCUUCAGGGCUGGGGUAUUCAGUUAGCCAUCAGAAAGUCGAGCUUGAUAUCGACUUAGCCAGCCGAAGCCUGAAAGGCAAAACAGAGAUCACCAUACAUCCGCAUCACAAGGAUCUGAAGCUCGUCCAUCUGAAUUUCCGGCAGGGCCAGCUCAAGCGCAUCACUGUGGGUGGGAAGACAGCUACCUCGAAAUAUGUCGACCCCUACGAGACACUACAACUAUAUGGUGUCCAGUACCAUCGAAAACUCUCCUCGAAGCUGGAUGCCUUGUCAAAAACACCACCCGAGCCAGAGUUGGUGAUCACUAUUCCGAAAGCCGUUCGCAUAGAGGAGCUGGAUCCGUUUUCGAUCGAAGCGCAGACCCAACUGUCGUUACGAGCUACUUCGGGUGGUGCUAGUGGGACUGGCGGCGUGGAUGAUACGGUAGAUGGCAGCCGUGCUACGGAGGCCUCGCUUCCGAGGUUUACGGCAAUAACGAUAGCCAUAGAAUUUAUGAUCGAAAAACCAAGAGAUGGAAUCCAGUUUGUGGGCGUCGAAAACCGUGACUUGCGGUAUCCCCAUGCGUUCACCGCUAACUCUUCGGAUACCGGGGAAUCCUGUUGCUUGUUUCCGUGUGUGGAUGAUAUGUCUUCUCGAUGUACAUGGGAUGUCUCAAUAAGAUGCCCUCGGACGCUGGGUGAUAUUUUUUCCAAACCAUCUGACAAUGUACAUGUUAAUGGGACUAGCAGCCGGACAACCAGCUCAAAGAAGGUUGGACUUUCCGCUGAAGAUGCGGCGUUGGAUAUGGUUGUCGCAUGUUCGGGAGAUAUGACGGAUGAGAUCAUCGACCCCAAAGACCAAGCUAGGAAGACGGUGUCGUUCUCAUGUAAUUCGCCACUAUCAGCUCACCAGAUAGGAUUCGCUGUUGGACCGUUUGAAUAUGUUAACCUGUCCCAAUUCCGUGAAAGUGACGAAGAUGAUCAACUCGGUGCCAAUGCGGUUCCUGUCCAUGCUUUCUGCCUCCCUGGAAGGGCGGAUGAAGUGAAAAACACAUGUUUACCGAUGGCCAAAGCUGUCGAUUUUAUUUCAUUGACUUAUGGCUCCUAUCCAUUUGCCAGUUUUAAGUUAUGCUUUGUUGAUGACCUCCGGAGAGAUACGCUGCCUGCAGCAGGCUUCUCAAUAUGCAGUGAUCGCAUACUCUUCCCUGAGAACAUUAUCGACAUGAUGUAUGAAUCGACAAGGUGCCUAGUGCAUUCAUUAGCAUACCAAUGGGUCGGUAUCAAUAUCAUUCCGAAUGAGCCAACAGAUACCUGGGUGGUUACAGGUAUAGCCUACUACAUCACGGAUACAUUCAUGAAAAAAAUUGGGGGAAACAACGAAUAUAGGUAUCGACAAAAACUGCUGGCAGAUAAAGUGUGCGACUUGGAUGUUUUGCGCCCGUCUUUGUGGGAUAUGGGGGCUAUUCUCAAAAUUGAUCCCUCUGAGAUGGAGUUUAUAUCCUUGAAAGCGCCUCUUGUCCUCUACAUUCUUGAACGUCGGCUCUCCAAGGCAAGUGGUAAGGCAACGGUGUCUCGGAUUAUAUCUCGAAUCUUCCUAAACGCACGAAUGGGCGAUCUUCCCAAUUGUGAGCUUACAUCGGCAUACUUUCAAAAACUCUGUGAACGCAUGGGUCAUACGAAGUUGGAUGCGUUCUUCAACCAAUGGGUUUAUGGUGCUGGCUGCCCGAGAUUCACUGCCAGUCAGAGAUUUAACAAGAAGAAACUUGUGGUCGAAAUGAUGAUUUCCCAAGUCCAAACGGAACAUAUGAGUGCCCGUGAUCUAGAACGGUCUACCUUCAUGAGAGACGUCAAAGAAGAGAUACGCAAUAUCUAUGCAGGUACCGUACAGCAUGUGUUUACAGGUUCUAUGACCAUUCAAAUUCACGAAGCAGAUGGAACACCUUAUGAACAUAUUGUCGAGAUCAAAGAGGCAGUCACAAAGUUUGACAUCCCUUAUAACACAAAGUAUAAGCGUCUGAAGCGAAAUAGGCGCCAGAAAGAACGAGCAGCGGCGAUGUCUGGUAUUGACCCUAAUAGUGAAGCUCAAGAUGACGUCUUGCUUUAUUGUUUGGGAGAUGUGCUGCAAUCAGAUGAAGAUAUGGAAAAAUGGAAGCUUGUUGAGUGGACCAAGGAAGACGAGAGCCGAAUGGGACAGGAAUCCUACGAAUGGAUUAGAAUGGAUGCCGACUUUGAAUGGAUAUGUAAAAUGUCCCUUGGUAUGCCUGGAUAUAUGUACCUGUCCCAGCUGCAACAAGAUCGUGAUGUUGUUGCUCAACUCGAGUCUAUACAACAUAUGGCUGCGCAGCGAGAGCACGCCCUUAUAUCGACCAUCUUUGUUCGGACAAUUCUGGAUCGCCGAUAUUUCCAUGGAAUCCGAACAGCUGCUACCAAAGCACUUGUCAAACAUGCCAAACAAGAAGUUGAUUGGAUUGGCCUAUUUCAUCUAGAAAACGCCUUCCAAGAAUUAUAUUGUCUUCCAAACUCGACAAUGGUUCGUUCAAAUGACUUUUCAGACCGAGCGUCUUACGCAGUGCAACUUGCACUUAUUGAGGCUAUUUCGGAGGUAAGAGACGAUGACGGUAAGACACCAGUAAGGGUGAAGCAAUUUCUCUAUGAUAAACUAAAAUUCAACGACAACUCCAAUAAUGAGUUUUCCGACUGUUUUUACAUAUCGACUCUUCUUAAAUCUAUUUGCAACGCAUUACUUGGCAAGAGAGAGAGAAGUGCCAACGAUAUGGAUUUCGACAUUAACAGAGAAAUUGAACGCCAAGCAGAGGAGCAGCUGGAUAAAGACUGCAUUGCUGAGAUUGACCGAUAUCGACGGAUUGAUGAAUGGGCUGGUUCAUUUAGAAACAUCUUCUCGAGGACGUCACUCGAAUGCCAAAAACGACUUAUGAAGGCUAAAUUACUCCAGGUUGACCUUGUCCAGUUCGUUCAAUACACGCGUGCCGGGGUUCUGGAAGAAUUGAGGCUAAAGGCAUUCGAAACUUUGCUGGAAUUUCGGUUGUUCGAACAUCCAGAGCUGAUAACUUGGUUCAUCUACAACAUGUCCACUGACGCUUCACCCUAUAUUCGACGCAACCUUUACCGCCUAUUCAGCGAAGCACUCGCAACUAUAGCGUUUGGCACUGAAUCUGAACCUUCCGGUUCUUUUGCGGGUAACUCGCUCGUCAUCGAGCAGGAAUCCUCGACUGAAGCUCGACAGGGCCAAUUAGCAAGAAGGCAAACGAUACCUGGAGCUUUAGAUGCCCUAAAACAAGAACUUGGCUCAAAUAAAGCUUUAAAGGAGGCACUAUGGGCGGCAUGCAACUCUCCACGAGCGAGCCUCGCAGAGCUAUGCGACUUCGUCUAUGCUGUUGGUGCCUUGUACCAUCCCGUUGAACAAGCAAUGGCCCGCUUGAAGUUGCCUCGUUACUGGAAAACGCAACAUUUGGGAAAUGGCAAAAUGAAGUUUUGGAAAACCAAUACCUUCCGCACACGCCCAAUGGGCAGCACAACCACAUCAAUCACAUCAAAGACGACUACCGCUGCGCCUUCAUCUACUCAGCCUGUGAAAAGGAAGCGUGAACAAGAUACUAAUGGCGCCACUCCACCUCUCAGCCAUAAAGUGACUCUCAAGAUCCCUAAACUGGGCACCGUGUGUUCCGCGUCAUCACAACCAUCACCAUCUUCUACCACCACUGUCAAGCCAAAAAUUAAAUUGAAGCUCAAGGCCAAAAGCUCAAGUUUUUCUCCCGCCCCGUGA